AUGUCUUCCUCAAUUCCUGGUACCCGCGAUCUCCCCGUCUCCCGCUACGACCUCAGCACAUACUGGGGCCGUGUCCUCCACUCCGCAGACCUCUGCGACCCACGCACCCUCUUCACCAGCUCCACGACACUAGAAGCCUCCAAAAUGCUUCUCAUGCAAUACAAGACGGGCACACCUGUCUUUCUCCCCUUCCGCAUGAGUUGCUUCGUGUUCAGCAAUCUCAUUGUCACCGCUGGCAUGCUGCAGCCAAACCUCACCACGCGCGGAACUUUGGCGUGGCAGGUCGCGAAUCAGACGCUCAAUGUGCUCAUUAAUACGUCGAACGCGAACAAGUCUUCGCCGCUGGGCCCUGCCCAGCUCGCAGGAAGCUUCGCGCUCGCGGUGUCGGCGAGUUGCGGUGUGGCCGUGGGUCUAGGAAGGGCCGUUGCGAAGCUGAAGGUGGGCUCGGGGACAAAGGCCCUUUUGACCAGGCUGGUGCCGUUUGCGGCGGUUGCGUCGGCCGGUGUGCUGAAUGUUGCGCUAAUGCGCGGCGGGGAGAUCCAGAAUGGGAUCGAUGUGUAUCCGGCCAAGGCGCCGGCCAAGGCGAAGACGGGGACUGCGGAGCUGGUCGAGGAGGAGGCGCCGAAGGAGAGUUUAGGGAAGAGUCGGAAGGCGGCGGUGAUCGCCGUGGCAGAGACGGCGGUCAGUAGGGUGUUGAAUGCGACGCCGAUUAUGGUGGUGCCGCCGUUGGUGCUCAUGAGGUUACAGAGGAGUGCGUGGUUGAAGAAAAGGCCGGCGUUGGUUACGCCGGUUAAUAUUGGUCUCAUCUUCGCAACUUCGAUUUUUGCGCUCCCGCUUGCGCUGGGCGCAUUCCCGCAGCGCCAGGCGGCGAAAGCUACAAGCCUUGAGAAGGAGUUCUGGGACAAAGGUGGCGAGAGCGGUAUGCUCGAGUUUAAUAGGGGGAUCUAG
Molecule: messenger RNA, 948 nt
Organism: Morchella importuna
Lineage: Eukaryota; Fungi; Ascomycota; Pezizomycetes; Pezizales; Morchellaceae
Exons: 4
Coding region: 1-948 (315 amino acids)
Biological process (GO): mitochondrial transmembrane transport; monoatomic ion transport
Cellular component (GO): mitochondrial inner membrane
Molecular function (GO): monoatomic ion transmembrane transporter activity
Source: RefSeq, a predicted model, not a curated record